Molecule: messenger RNA, 1034 nt
Organism: Cygnus atratus (black swan)
Lineage: Eukaryota; Metazoa; Chordata; Aves; Anseriformes; Anatidae
Gene: MYF6
Product: myogenic factor 6
Exons: 3
Coding region: 128-850 (240 amino acids)
Biological process (GO): regulation of transcription by RNA polymerase II; muscle organ development; positive regulation of myoblast differentiation
Molecular function (GO): protein dimerization activity; RNA polymerase II cis-regulatory region sequence-specific DNA binding; DNA-binding transcription factor activity, RNA polymerase II-specific
Source: RefSeq, a predicted model, not a curated record
GCAGCUCCUAUAUAUAAAGCAGGGGGGACUUAUGUCACUGCACUAAUUAAAUUCCAUCUGGGUUGUUCCUCGGGGUGUUUUCGAGCCUGCCACCCAACUCGAGCAGGCAGAGGGGCCGAGGGACAGCAUGAUGAUGGACCUUUUCGAAACUGGCUCCUAUUUCUUCUACUUGGACGGGGAGAAUGGAGCCCUGCAGCAGCUGGAGAUGGCGGAGGGUUCCCCGCUGUACCCAGGCAGCGACGGCACCUUGUCCCCGUGUCAGGACCAAAUGCCGCCGGAGGCCGGCAGCGACAGCGGCGGCGAGGAGCAUGUGCUGGCCCCCCCGGGCCUGCAGCCCCCUCACUGCCCCGGCCAGUGUUUGAUCUGGGCUUGUAAAACCUGCAAGAGAAAGUCGGCCCCCACGGACAGGCGGAAAGCGGCCACCCUGCGGGAGAGGAGGCGGCUGAAGAAGAUCAACGAAGCCUUCGAGGCGCUGAAAAGGCGGACUGUGGCCAACCCCAACCAGCGGCUGCCCAAGGUGGAGAUCCUGAGGAGCGCCAUCAGCUACAUCGAGAGGCUGCAGGACCUCCUGCACAGGCUGGAUCAGCAGGAGAAAAUGCAGGAGGUCGGGGGGGACGCCUUCAGCUUCAGCCCCAAGCAGGCAAAUGGCUCGGACUUCCUCGGCACCUGCGGCUCCGACUGGAGAAACCUCUCCGACCAUUCCCGGGCGCUGGGAGCCAGCCCCAGAGCAGGAGGCUCCGCCGUCGAGUCGUCGGCUUCCAGCAGCCUGCGCUGCCUCUCCUCCAUAGUGGACAGUAUUUCCUCCGACGAGCCCAAGCUGCCCGGCGUGGAGGAAGCGGUGGAGAAAUGAGGCAGGGCCCGCGGGGCUCGGGCCGAGGUACCGCCGCCCGCCCAGCCUGACGGAGCGGCCCUCGGCGACCCGAGCCCGAAGGACUCCUUCUGACCCCCACCCCCUUUUCACCCCGAGUUUUGUUUUCUUUACGCCUCGUCGCAUAGACCAGCCUCCCCCCCAGUUUUUCCGUUUUUAAUUUAAG